UGUAAUAUAAUUUAUUGAUCCUUGCAUUAUUUUCAGCAAAAAACUAGUCACUAAAUUUGCUUAUCCUUGCACAUCUGUAAAGGACAAUACAUAGAUCAUGUAUAAACUCUUAUGAUCAUAUCCAAAUUCCAAAAACACACCAGUAACUUGUAUACACACUGAUGACAUUUUGAGCAAUUCUAGGUCCUGUACAAUGGCUGAAAUAAAAAUAAUCUUGAUGGGCAGUAUUGGAAUCAGUCACUAAAGUUGCUUAUCCCUGCACAUCUGUAAACAUUGGAAUACUAAGGCAGCAACAAAGUAUAGGAAUUUCAUUAGCAAAAUUAAACAAAAAAGGAUUAAGCCGGAUUAUAUUUCUGAUAAUGUGUGGGAACGUUGGUUGCAACUUUGGGCGGAUCCUAAGUGUGUUGAAAAAUCAGAAAUAAAUGCAAAGAAUCGCUGUGGAGGGAAAAAAGUUGCUGCUGGGACUCACACAGGUGGCUCUAUCUGCAUUGGGGAGCAUCGCAAGAGACUUGUUGUUGAAAAGGGUCGAGAUCCAACACCAGGUGAGGUACAUUUGCACGUCCAUACACAUGAUCAUGAUGGAGAAUCUUUUGUUGAUGAGCGUGCCUGAGUUGUCCAUGAAAGAUAUCAAGAAAUAUUACGGGAAAAAUCACAGUCUCAGACUGAUAUUGAUCAAUGUGAAGCAUAUUACGAAGCUGCUGGGGGAACAAGGAAGAGAAGAAUAUAUGGUCUUGGAUCUCAAGCACAAAGUUAUUAUGGGCCGAAUCUUAGCGUCAAUUCUGGAUUUAAUGCUUCGACAUCAGCACCACCUUCAACGUCUAAAUAAGCACCGACAGAAAAUAUGGAGAGUUAGUGAUGCGAUUGAUUCCUACACUGACUGAACUCUUUCUUCCUUUAUUUAUUGAGAAGGCACGCAGAGUGAUUUAUUCACCAUCACAUCAUCCAAAUACUCCUAUCCAUCAGUUGUGACACCCAUAGUGCCUCCUACUAUUGCUGCUAACGUUGACGAUGUUGAUCCUUUAGUUUCUGAUGAUGAUCGUAGUCCUUCACCCAUGCAUUAGUUUUUUAUGUUAUCUAUUUUUUUGUUGGAAAGAACAAAAUUAUGCACUAACAAUACUUGACGAAUGUGGGUUCUUUUGGUAGUUGAUAGCUUGGCCUUGUCGGUGU
Molecule: messenger RNA, 1167 nt
Organism: Lycium barbarum (goji berry)
Lineage: Eukaryota; Viridiplantae; Streptophyta; Magnoliopsida; Solanales; Solanaceae
Exons: 3
Coding region: 423-881 (152 amino acids)
Source: RefSeq, a predicted model, not a curated record